This is a messenger RNA of Camellia sinensis, 2201 nucleotides long. Lineage: Eukaryota; Viridiplantae; Streptophyta; Magnoliopsida; Ericales; Theaceae. The record is from RefSeq and is a predicted model, not a curated record.
UAUGUAGGUAUAUAACUAAAUGGCUUUGAUUUGAGGAUUUGACACACCCUUAGAGUUACUCUAACCUAAAUAAUCUCAUUUGAUAAUAUAGUCAAAGAGUGUUCUUGUCUUUUUGGUUUAGUGGCUGGUGUUCUAGGGAUUUCUUUGUUUAUGUUGUUGUGCUCUAUUUAAGGCCCGAAAACAGGGAACCAACUUUGUGUGCUGGUGCUAUUUAAGUUUUUUUAAAAGGUUUUUUUUUUGGGGAUAUAUAUUGAAUUUAAUUAUUGUAUUUUUAUUUAUAUAUAAUUUUCAAUAGACGUAAUUAUGACGUUAUAGUUUGAUCCGAUUAUCCCAACGAUUGAAUUAGUAAAUCGUGAAUUGUAAAGUAAUUGAAGUGAAGCUCAGUAGAUACUAGUAUGUAUCAGCAGGUUGUGUCUGAAGAUUCUAAAGAAGUUGAAUUUUUUUAUUCAGAGUCAUGUUAUUGCCGUUUGUUAAAAUGCAAGAACCUUUGGCAAGGAUGAUAAGAGACUUUACGCUGGUGAUUUCUUAUAUGCAGAGAGAUAAUGUUUGUGUGAAUUAUUCAGAUUCUAUGUUGGAAAAUGGAAAGCUUCUGUGUUUGCUAGGAAAAUUGAACAAAUAUUGUGUUCUAGAAGAAAUAAUGCAGGUUGGGAGGAGAAAGAAUAAUAUAUUAGAACUUAAUUUUGGAAAUAUGAAAGACUGAGGAGUAUUAGCAAACUAAAACUUCCAUAUUUUGCUUGUAGAAAUGGAGAGAGAAAAAGAUGACAAAGUUCUUCCAAUUUUUCAUCAUCUUCUUCAUAAAAACAUGCCAUGGAAUCUGACAUAUUUUUUAUAUUUAACCAGAUUUGGGAAAAGAAGGGGAAAAAAAUAAAAACUAGAAAAAAGGAAACAUCGAACCCUAAUAUGAUACUUUGAUUUAACAUUGCUUAAUGUGGAAAAAAAGUCAAAAUUUUGGAAAAAGAAAAUUGGAUGAGAACAUUGAGAAGCCUUUGUUGAAAUAUCCAGUUAUAAUUUUCUUUCUUUUAGACAACAGAGCUGCUUUCAACUUCACAUCUGCAUCCUGUAAUUUUUUUUUUUUUAAAUUUUUUUUCUUUUCUCCCUAUCCUGUAAAUUAUGAGUUGCUGCUGCUAUGCAGUUUUGAGAAAAGAAGAUGCUGGAGAACGAGGCAAACCCUUAUAUCAGCAAGACAACUCGUUUGCCACGGAAACGUUUUUAUCGGGCACGAGCUCACAGUAAUCCACUAAGUGACUCCCACUUCCCUGUGCCUAUCUCCCCUUGCCAUGUCGACUAUUCCCUCCAUUUCCCUCAACUGUUUCCAUCAUCCGAUCAAGUUGGCAAUUCCAAGAAGAUCCAAUUUGCAGAUAUCGGCUGUGGUUUUGGAGGACUCCUAAUUAGUCUUUCAACCCUAUUCCCUGACAUCCUAAUGAUCGAGAUGGAGCUGAGGGACAAAGUGACGGAGUAUGUCAAGGAACGGGUUUUAGCUUUGAGGGUAGCACAUCCUGGUCAGUACCAAAAUGUAUCAGUGGUUAGAACUAAUUCCAUGAAAUACAUUCCGAAUUACUUUGAGAAAGGACAGUUAUCGAAGAUGUUUUUCCUGUUCCCUGAUCCUCACUUUAAAGAGAAGAAUCAUAGGCGUCGUGUGAUCAGCCCACACUUGCUAGAUGAAUAUGCUUAUGUUCUUGGAGUUGGCGGGAUUAUAUGUACAAUUACGGACGUGGAAGAAUUUAGGGAGUGGAUGAAGGCUUGUUUGAAGGGGCACCCUAUGUUUGAAGCUCUUACAGAUGAAGAACUUGAAGCUGAUCCAGUUGUGAAGCUCUUGAGUAGUGCCACUGAGGAAGGACAAAAGGUUGCGCGGAAUGCGGGACAAACUUUCCAAGCAGUUUUUAGACGCAUUGUGCUGUCUGCUUGAUCUGAGUAGCGCCAUACCAAAAAAAAAAAUACAGAAUCUUCAUCCAGAAUGAUGUAGCUGCUUUAGGUCCCCUCAUUUUAAAAUCGAAAAAGCCCAUCAGAAUGGCUUCUAUUUCCUAGAAUGCCCUUGCCACAUCAUUUUUUAGAUUAAUUCUGUAUAACAAUUUUGUUUGUAGAUCAUUUUCCCUUUGAUUUUGAUAGACACAAGUUAGGAACUAUUAUGUAUAAUGCUCUCCAAUUUUGACAGUUCAUGCCAAUUCUGUAGCAUGGUAUAGUCUAAAUCAAUUUUCAUGUUC